GCCGGAUCCGAGGAAGGUGGCAGCAGUUCAAAAAGCCCCCGCUCCGGUUACGCUCACCUAGGUUCAAGCCUUUUUAGGGAUGGCUUUGUAUUACCGACGCUUCAUCAAAGGGUUCGCCGGUGUGGCGAAGCCCCUGACGAACCUAUUGAAGAAAGAGGAGCAGCUGAUUUGGACGCCGGAAUGCGAAGCGGCUUUUCAGGCGUUGAAGGAGGCUCUGACAUAUGCGCCUGUGCUGGCGCAUCCCGACCCGCCAAUACCAUUCGCACUUCACACCGAUUUGGAGCCGCAGGCAAUAUCGGUCGUGCUGACUCAGCACAGGGCGGACGGCAGGGAGCACGUCAUUGAGUAUGCGUCAAAAACGCUGAGCCAGGCACAGUCUAAUUAUGAAGUGUGCAAAGGUGAAUGCUUGGCGGUGGUGUGGGGGAUUCAGCAUUUCCGACCGUAUCUUUACGGCCAGAAAUUUGUGCUGGUAACGGAUCAUCAGCCGCUGCUGUUCCUACGCAACAACACGGAUUACACGGGGAUGCUGGGAAGGUGGGCGGUGCGCCUACAGGACUAUGACUUCGACAUUCGCCACCGUGCCACGUGGCAGCAUGGGAACGCUGAUGGAUUGACGCGCCUCUUGCCGCCCAUCAAGUGUCCCGCCAAUGAGCGACUCAUUCCGUGGAAGCUGGAAGCCACUCCGACGGAACCGCGCUAUGGGGAACUGCACGCGCUGUGCAAGGACGAUGCCUGAGUCCAGAAUGGAGGUCUCGCCGGAGGGGGCGGAUGCCAUCUCUUUGCCCUCGUCCAGUUCUCUUGCUCCCUCGGCUAGUCCCAACUCCU
Molecule: messenger RNA, 825 nt
Organism: Chara braunii
Lineage: Eukaryota; Viridiplantae; Streptophyta; Charophyceae; Charales; Characeae
Source: the annotation of a GenBank genome assembly